AUGUCCCGCCCCCUCGCCGCCGCCCCGCCCAAGGCGGAUAUCCUUCGCGGGUGGAUCAAGACUACCAAGGACGCGAUCCUCGUCUUCGAGGCGACACGCGUGGGCAUCGUGCCGCGCGUCACGCGCCGCUUCCACGACCUCGAGAAGCGCAGCAUCAUUCAGAGCGGCGCGAUCCUCGUCUUCACUGAGGAGGAAAGUGGCAUCAAGAGAUGGACCGACCCGUUUUUGUGGUCCGCCUCGCGCAUGCAGGGCAACUUCUUGAUGUAUCGCGAGCGGGAAGACGAGUACGCGCCGGAGGCCGCGUCGCCUUACCAAUGCUCUGCCGUCGCGUCUCCGGACGACAUAGCCGAACGGCAAGUCGACGCUGACCUCGAGCACUACAUCCUGGGCAGUUGGAACAAGGGCAAGGGCCUCAAGAAAAACGGGCUCAUGAAGAAGACCAUCUCCAUGUCAGUAGAAGGCACCACCUAUCACCUCGUGUCCUAUUACUACCCUUCAGACGUCCGCUCCGGCGCGUUGCAGACACCGUCGUCGAUGCCCGCCCUUGCCUGCCUGGACAUUAGCCCAGUGAUAAUGAAGAGCCUGUCUCAGUUCCGCCAACCUCCUGUGCUCGGGAAGAGCAAGCGGAGCCGGCCAACGCGGAGGUGA
Trametes versicolor FP-101664 SS1 is the source of this 648-nucleotide messenger RNA. RefSeq lists its product as uncharacterized. The coding region runs from base 1 to 648 and encodes 215 amino acids. Gene Ontology annotation, molecular function: DNA binding. The record is from RefSeq and is a predicted model, not a curated record. NCBI's taxonomy places the organism in Eukaryota, Fungi, Basidiomycota, Agaricomycetes, Polyporales, Polyporaceae. The transcript is spliced from 3 exons.